AUGUCAAAAGUGCAUCUAAAAGUUAAGACUCUCAAAGUAAAUAUCAAACAAAAGACCUUUGAUUGUUGGAUUGAUAAUUUUAUAUUUUAUUUGGAGGUUUUUAAACUAAUGAUGAGAAUGCAUAAAAAGUAUUCAGAAAUAGUAAACUAUUUAUGAUCAUUUUAGUGGAUGUGGUUUGGUCACAGUAGAUUAAAAUACAUUCAAUAAAGAGGAAGUUUAAUUUUAUAUCUUUAUUCUAUACAACUCACAGAAUUCUUGGUGAUUUGUAUUAAGUAAACUUUAGUUUAUUUUAUCUGA
Messenger RNA from Paramecium sonneborni, 297 nucleotides. The record is from the annotation of a GenBank genome assembly. Lineage: Eukaryota; Ciliophora; Oligohymenophorea; Peniculida; Parameciidae.